Messenger RNA from Tigriopus californicus, 1928 nucleotides. Its product is annotated as venom serine carboxypeptidase-like. Gene Ontology annotation, molecular function: serine-type carboxypeptidase activity. The coding region runs from base 172 to 1584 and encodes 470 amino acids. The transcript is spliced from 7 exons. NCBI's taxonomy places the organism in Eukaryota, Metazoa, Arthropoda, Copepoda, Harpacticoida, Harpacticidae. The record is from RefSeq and is a predicted model, not a curated record. Gene Ontology annotation, biological process: proteolysis.
AAAUUCUAGACAUCUUAGCAUCAGUAGUCUUCUUUCUUCCCAAUCAAUUAACUUCCAGUCAAUUGAACUCACCCUAAACUUGUUUGACCGCUUUGUGGUUCCUGAUCGCACUUGAUCUAAGUUGAUUGAUCUUUCCAUAUCACUCAAAAAACGAAACUAUAGGCCAAGAAGAUGGACAAGCUCCUCUGGGCCCUUUUGUGUUGCGUGGUCUGGGCUGAUGCCCAUCGACGAGGCCCCUUCCUUAAAAUGUUUCCGGAGGCACCCACUCACAAUCCUCCUCAAAAUGAAACGGGUCAGCCAUUGUUCCUUACGCCACUCAUUACCCAGGGGAAAAUCAAGCAGGCUCAAGACAUGGCUCGAGUGGGUUCGCCCAUGAAUGAUUUGGUCGAAAGCUAUUCGGGAUACUUCACAGUCAACAAGGCAUCAUGUCAAUCCAACCUCUUCUUCUGGUUCUUCCCGGCUGCCUACAAGCCCGAAAAGGCACCAGUACUACUUUGGCUGCAGGGUGGACCCGGUGGAUCAUCAAUGUUCGGUUUGUUCGUGGAGCACGGUCCUUUUAAAGUGACCCGAACUAUGAAGCUCGAAGCUAGAGACACGGCUUGGUCACUGACCCAUAACGUGAUCUACAUUGACAAUCCUGUGGGCACAGGUUUUAGCUUCACCGGAAGGGACGAGUGCUACGCCCGUGAUCAAACCAAUGUGGCUGAUGAUUUAUACGAGGCCUUGCUACAGUUCUUUCAGUUGUUCCCGCAGUACCAAAAAUCCGAUUUCUACGCUACGGGAGAAUCUUACGCUGGAAAAUAUGUACCUGCUAUCUCUUAUAAGAUUCACACUGCCAAUCCAGCCGCCAAGCAAAAGAUCAAUUUUAAGGGCAUGGCAAUCGGCGAUGGUCUCUGUGACCCCGUCACUAUGACCAACUACGGGGAUUUCCUUUUCGGCAUUGGUCUCAUCGACGAGGAGGAUCAGGCUUAUUUCAAGAAGGUCUCGGAGCUUCAGGUCAAGUUAAUCGAAUCUAAAGAGUGGGUCCAAGCGUUCCAAACCUUUGAUGACCUUUUGAAUGGCGAUCUAAGUGGACAUCCCUCGUAUUUUGCCAAUGCUACCGGGUUCAAUUACUAUUUCAACUACUUGAUGACCUCUAGCCCGGCGGAAUUCAGCUAUUUUGGCAAGUUCAUUCAAAGCACCAAAGUCAGAAAAGCAAUUCACGUGGGAAACUUGACCUAUAAUAACGGAUUGGCGGUGGAGAAGCAUUUAAUGGAAGAUGUUAUGAAAUCAGUCAAGCCUUGGAUUGAGGAGCUUCUUGAGCGCUACAAGGUAAUCAUUUAUAAUGGUCAAAUGGAUGUGAUCAUUGCUUGGCCUCUAACCGAGAGCUUCAUCACAUCAAUGAAGUGGAGUGGAGCUGAAAAGUAUCUCAAAGCCUCCAGGAUCAAAUGGCAUGUUGGAAACGACUUGGCGGGUUAUGCCAAACAGAUUGGAAACUUCACUCAAGUGCUGGUUAGGAAUGCUGGACACAUGAUUCCCUACGAUCAGCCAAAAUGGGCCUUUGACCUUAUCAAUCGGUUCACCAGAGGCAAAGAAUUCAAUUAGGUUACCUUUGAUCAAGUGAUUUGUCUCUUUUUACGCUUUCCUGUAUGCCUCAUAAGGUAAAAUACCCAUAAAAGGUGUCUUUCGACCAAAAACCUUCAAAUCGUGACGUGAGCAAGCAGACUGAACCAAUCAGAUUUAGGCAAGCUCUCUUGAAAUCUGAUACCGAUGCCGUUUACAGAAGAAAUUUCCCAUGGUCGAAUGAUCGAGGGUGUGAGAGUCCAAAACUGGGUGAAUGCGUUUGUUGCGUCUCAAUUUUGCAACGGAUUCUGAUUACACGUUUGCCACAAAGGGGCUUCUUGUUUGUUGGAAAUAUAGGGCUAGUCAGAGAAGCGACACUCACGAGA